Messenger RNA from Erythranthe guttata (spotted monkey flower), 1815 nucleotides. Lineage: Eukaryota; Viridiplantae; Streptophyta; Magnoliopsida; Lamiales; Phrymaceae. The record is from RefSeq and is a predicted model, not a curated record.
CAUUUAAUUUAUUUCAUAUAUGUGCAAGCAAUUGAGCAAAGCAGUUAGUUACAUGAAUUUCUGCUUUUUGUCUCGAAAAAAGAGAUGGACAAAAAUUCAGCAGCUGAAACUGACGUUAGCAUUUGCCUGUUUUUCCCUACUAGGGAUUUUCAGUUUUCUUCAUUACAUACAUCUUGCCCUGCUGCUGCCAGUACUCGAUUCUUCUUCGAUCUCAUCAUUCCCAUUAUAUAUAUACACGAUAUAUAUAUAUCAUAUCAUCUCCUGAUUUCCAUAGGCCACCUGCAAUUUGAUCCUUCAACCUGCAGAAAAAUCAAUAAGAAAAAAUGGACGGUCUGGAUUGGAGUAGGUACUACCAUCACCAACAAAUUGAAGAAACAAACUUGAUCUCAAACAACAUUUUUUACAGAGAGAAUUUGAAUAUUCCGAUUCAAAAAAGUACCGAUUCAUUCCCCAAUCUCUUUUCACCGCAAUGGAAUAAUAUUAAUAAUAAUAAUUCAAGAUUAUCAACCGGUGGUACCACCACCACCAAUUGGGCCGGGGGACCAGCCGCCAUUAAUGCAGGAGUAGGAGGAGGAGCUUUGAAUAAUUCUUACAACAUUAAUCCAACAAAUAAUAACAUUGGCCUAAUUCUCGAUCCAGCUGGAAAUUUGCCGAUAAUUCAAAGAAAUAACGGUCGUGUUUUCGAGCCCGUGAUUUCGACAAACACGGGCUCCAUCGAAUCGCUCGAUUGCUUGCUGUCAGUAUCCAACAGCCAAACUGAAGCCACGUCCGUUGAAGACGACGGCGUUUCGUUGCUUUUCUCCGACAGUAACAGAAGCUUCUGGAACUUCACCCCCACCGUCAAAUCUGUUCCGCCGUCAUCGGAAAUAUCGCCUCCGAAGAUUAACGAGCCUAAUAAUCCUCCAUUAAACAAGAAAAGAAGAGCGGAAGAAAGUCAACGACGGUCAACCUUUUCGGAUCAGGCUUCUUUAAACCGGCGGAAUAAAGCGCCGCCGGCCAAGAAGGGGAGGGUGGCGCUACUACACGAUGAUAAUAUUUAUAGUAUUAAUUACAAGCGCGCCACGUCAUCGUCGUCGAACAUCAAUUUCCAGCAGGCGAGUUCGUCGGCGUCGGCUUCGUCGUCGGCGGAGGAGCCGGAUCCGGAGGCGAUAGCGCAGAUGAAGGAGAUAAUCUACAGGGCGGCGGCUUUCCGGCCGGUGGACUUCGGGGCGGAGGCGGCGGCGGAGAAGCCGAGGAGGAAGAACGUGAGGAUAUCGAACGACCCGCAGACGGUGGCGGCGCGGCAGCGGAGAGAGAGGAUCAGCGAGAGGAUUAGGGUUCUGCAGGGCCUUGUCCCCGGCGGCAGCAAGAUGGACACGGCGUCGAUGCUCGACGAGGCGGCGAGUUACCUGAAAUUCCUCCGCUCUCAGGUGAAGGCGCUCGAAGAAUUAGGGCAGAAGAUCAACGAUCAGACCGCCGUCAGCAACUACUACGCGAAUCUCGCGUUCUCGCCAUUCCUGAAUAGCUACUCGUUCACCAUGCAGAACCACCACCACCAACCGCCGCCGCCGCCGCCACAGUUCACCAUCCACAGUCAGAAUCCGGUCAACGGAUCCAAGACUUGAGAAAAUUAAAUAUUAAUUAUUAGUUUUUUUUUUUUAAUUUAAUCCUGAUUUUGUGAUGGAAUUGUACCUUUUUUGACAUAAAAUGAUUUCUAAUUUAAUUAACUCUGACUUUUUUUAUUUUUCUUUUUAAAUUUGUAAUGAUAGUCAUCAUCAUUAGAUCAUCGUGUUGUUUUGUAGCUUUUGGAAAAAAAAUGCAAUUUUAAUUUAUCUU